AAGAUUCUGAAACCUCGAGGCGAAGUCAGCCGUCUUAACCGAGGAGGCUACAACUUGCAAGAGAAAUUAGGGUGGUCAUUAUCAGAGUACGAAGAAGUUCGCAGUUUCGUCAUCCAUUUAGCUCGCGAGCACCUUAAUGUGCGAAGGUCCUGGAAAAUGCAGCUGGUUCCAAAAUUGCAAUUAGUGUUUUCAGAGGCAAAGAGCCGCUAUCCUGUUCUCAAAGAAUAUAAAGAUGAUUGGGUAGUGUCGGAUUUCUUGCGGGUCUAUCUUAAAAAUAGUAGCACUCGC
Messenger RNA from Suillus discolor, 288 nucleotides. RefSeq lists its product as uncharacterized. The record is from RefSeq and is a predicted model, not a curated record. The annotation marks the transcript as partial. NCBI's taxonomy places the organism in Eukaryota, Fungi, Basidiomycota, Agaricomycetes, Boletales, Suillaceae. The transcript has 3 exons.